This is a messenger RNA of Menidia menidia (Atlantic silverside), 5707 nucleotides long. Lineage: Eukaryota; Metazoa; Chordata; Actinopteri; Atheriniformes; Atherinopsidae. The record is from the annotation of a GenBank genome assembly.
AUGAGUCUGACUUCCUGGUUCCUGGUGAGCGGUGGGGGGACACGCCAUCGCCUCCCCAGGGAGAUGAUCUUUGUUGGGAGGGAUGACUGUGAGCUCAUGCUGCAGUCCCGCAGUGUGGACAAACAACACGCUGUCAUCAACUAUGAACAACACACGGACGAGCAUAAAGUGAAGGACUUGGGCAGCCUAAAUGGGACAUUUGUCAACGAUGUGAGAAUACAGGAGCAAGUCUAUGUCACCCUGAAAAUAGAUGACAAACUGAGGUUUGGCUACGAUAUCCUUAAACUAUUAGCUCGCUUUUCCCUUAACCCCGCUCACAUACCAACCUGUUCACUGUGGUCCGCGGAGAGCUGCAUAUUCCCGAGGAGGCCCUCAAGUAAAAAGGAUCAAAGAGUUCUGCUGAACUGGGCAGUUAUGAUGGUGCUAUUUAGUCUAACUGGCCAGCAUGAGAAAUUGAGCAGCCAACUUCAACUGAACCAGAAGAAACCCCCUGAGUCAGAAUCAUCCCGAGCCGAAGCGAAAUCCUCUGAGGCAGCAGCAGCCCCCCCACAGACGGCCGCCGCCGCUGCCUCUGAGGUCAGCCGGUCAGAGGAGAAGACGCCAGGGGACACAGCAGCAUUACACAGGGGUACCCCACUUUAUGGCCAGCCCGCCUGGUGGGGAGAUGGAGACGCUGAAGAUCAGCAGCCAGGAAGGCCUGAAGAAAAGAUCUCAAAGAAAGAAAAGGCUGAAACAGACUCCAAGAAAAGUGCUGAAAUUCCAAAGUCUGCCCUCCAAGCAGCCUCCAACCAGGAGCCUAGUUACUUUGAAAUCCCUACAAAGGACGCCCCCUCAGCAGGUAAAGUGGGUGGUGAUUCCCCCUCGCAAGAGCAGGAGGCCGGCGCUGCUGCUCCAGCGGAGCCCGCCCACGGCCACGCCUCCUUCACCAUCGAGUUUGACCCCGGGGCCUCGGGAAAAGUGACCGUCAAAGACCGGGUGGCGAAAGUUGGACCGGAGACUCGGCCGCGUCCUAAAAGGGCCGCCGGAGAAGAUCUGAGCCCGCUUCAAACGGCCAUGGUGGCAGCGGAGGUUAAAGUCGCCGACUGGCUGGCUCAGAACGAGCUGCCUUUGGCUCUUAAAGAGACGGUCGCAGAGGAGGAUGGGGAGAGCGUGAAGAGUGAUGUCCCCGUACAGCUGAAGAGUCUCAAAGGCAGUAAACACGAGGACGGCACUCAGAGCGACUCGGAGAACGCUCUGGGAGAGCAGCGCAGGGCGGCGGCCCUGGAGGAGCGCUCGUGGGGGCUCUGGGGAGGAGCGGGGAUGAAGAUCCGAGAGGGCCGGGCCAACGUGCCAGAGGGUCUUUUCGCGGAGGAGGACAGUCCCGCUCGCCGCCGCAAGUCUUCAACUUCCAAAGCAGCGAGCGGGUUGGUGGAGAGGCGUCGGGGCUCGGCGCCGCACCAGCAGGGCGGGCGUAACGAGUGCUAUCACCACGGAGACGAUUACAGCGACAGAGGGACGUACAUCAUUGAGCUGGAGAAUGGAGAUCAUGAAGAGGAGGAGGCUAGAAAUUUGAUUGACAAAGUGUUUGGUGUGGAUGAGCAGGGUGUUUCCAGGUUGGGGGGAACCGACCAAAGAGAGAGACUGGCCUCGCAGAGGUCUGGCACAGUGGACAGAGGAAAGCCUGGACGGUUGGAGACAGAGGUCUUGUCUGAAGAGCUGAUGGUGGGUGGCCCUCGCUGGGUGUCACAGUGGGCUACUCUGGCUGCCAGCCACAUCAGGACUGAUCCCGAGGGGUCAGGAGGGGACAGCAACGUCAUGGUUGCGGAGGACAGAGCCGAGAUAAGCGAAUCCAGCCACUCAGCCACGGUUGCUUCCUCGGGGUACGCAGAGCGUAAGAAGAGGACCUUACCCCAGUUGCCCGGUGACGACCUGAUUCGUGGAAGGAGGACCCCAGGUGAAGGCCUGCGCACGGAUAUGGGGGAAAAGCAGGACACGGAGCCGCAAGAAAAGGAGAACCAAGAUGUGAGGAUGUCCAGGGGAAAGAAUCAGCCGGGACAGGGUACAGGGGGUGUGGGCAGUCACAGCGGUAGCCCCAGCCGCUCCUCGCCGGCUAAAUCCCAGGACAGCGGCGGUGGAAGGUCGGGUCACUCCAGUGUGUUGACCAAGCUUCCCCCUCGGCCACAGACCACGGGGGAGAAGAAAGUGGAGGAGGCACGGAGGAGGAAAAAGGAGGAGGACAAAGCUCGGGAAAGCAGCGGGAAACCGUUACUGAGGCAGGAGAGUUUUACUGUAGAGAAACCAAGUUCUAACAUACCCAUAGAGCUCAUACCGCGCAUCGACGGGGUCAAAGGCAGCAAGACGCAGAGCAGGGAGCCUGGCAUGGACGGUGCCACUCUGCAGAGGGACUCGGAGGCCGUUGCGGCUUUUCUGGAGACGACUGUGUCGGACCAAGGGGACCCCCCCAGUCAGUCCAUCGAAGGCUCCAUGUCACCGGAGUCGGACGUGGACACCACGAGCACGGUAAGCCAAGCUGACGGAGUGAGGAAGGUAGUCCAGAAACGGCGGACCCUCGCAGGACAACACAAGGAAAGGACAAUUGUGUGCUCGUCCAGUAAGGGCCCUUCAGGGGCCGGGAGGGAGUCUCAGGACCGGAGGGUGAAGAACAGAACGCCUGCUACGCAGCAGUCCAGCCGCCCCUGGACUUCCCUCGACCUCACCGAUGACGACAUAAACUCCAACUCCCUCCUCUCUGACUCGCAGCCCACUUCAAUGCAAGAGUCCAGAUGCUCAAGUUCUAAAGUCCAAACCGGGGGCACAACCGUGGCGGCCAGCACCAAGUCCAGUCGGGCUAAGUUCACCCAGGGCCCAGUUUCAUCGGCACCAAGUAAAACCCCCAAUGUACCCAAACCUAGGCCCACCAGGACAUCCAUGUUGAGGCGAGCCCGGCUGGGGGAUUCAUCUGAUACCGAACCUGCCGAUCUGGACCGGAUGUCGGUGGCCUCUGAGGCCUCCACUGCCAGCUCGGCGUCCCGGACUGGGCUGGCCCGGAGGGGGAUGUCCAGGAUAGAGGCUCUGGCCCAGCCCAGGAGACCCCGAGUGGGCUCCCCGUCAGCUCAGAGCGACUCGGAGGCCACCGUGGGGAGGAGCAGGGACCUGGGGGCCCGCAGUGCGGCAGGCGAUUACGCCAUCAGACAGGGGCUGAGGGGGUCCGGCGCACCCCCAGUGUUCGGGUCCAGAGCCAGAGCCAACAGCGCCUCCAAGCUGCCUGAUAAAAGUAAAGGAGCCCUCCCUUAUGGACAUGUCCCACCUGCAUCCGGCACCCGUUGGCGCCGCGUGCCUGUGGACUACGCGUCCACCUCAGAGGACGAGUACGGCUCAAACCGCCACGUGUCCAAACAGGGCCACGCGAGGCCACUUCCUCCUACUCGAGUCACUCAGUUAGGAGGUUCAGCCCCAGCGACCCCCAAUCCUGCUACCCUGACUGCCUUCCAGCAGAACUCCAGGGACCAGGACGAGUACAUGAGAGACUGGACGGCGCACAGUGAGGAAAUAGCCCGGUAUGUGGUGAGAGUAAUCGCUCGCUUGUAUUUGCUCAUCAGGAUUAGCCAAGAUCUAGCCAAAGACUUAGCCAUGCUUGCCAGAGAGAUUCAUGACGUCGCUGGAGAGAUCGACUCCGUCAGUCCGGCUCCAGCUGACCCUGGAUCUUUGCUGGAGGAGUCUGCAUUUGAUGACAACUUGGAUCUGGGUGGAACCUCUAAAGAGCAGAACGGCCGGUCAGUGGAGCUUCGACAGCGAGGCCCUGGUGGACAGAGCUCCCGCUCCAUCCGCCGACAGACAUGGAACAGAGAUGAUGGUGUCCUCGACAGUCUACUGCUAACCUCUGUGACUCAGCUCUCAUCCAGGAUACGUCAGUCUGUCGACAAAACAAGUUGCAAAAUCAGGAUCCUUUUCAAGGAUAAAGAGCGAAAAUGGGAGGAGAUUGAGACCAAACUGCAGGCAGAGCACGACUCCUUACUUCUCAAGAGCUCCAACAUGGAGAUUUCAACUAUUAUUCAAGACCUGAGGAAGGUGGAGAGGCAGCUUGCAGUGAUCGACAUGAUGGUAGAUCCAGACGGUACGCUGGACGCCCUCUCUAACUUGGGGCUGACCAGUCCUCUGACCGAUCAGAAGCUGGGCCCCGGGGGUCGGCUGCCCGGAGCAGAGGCUUCCGCCGGUCAGCUCUCAGCGCUUCGGCCUGAAGGGACGUCUGCUGAGCCCCGCGGAUCCUCACACCACACUGAGCUGGCAGACUGACACCCAGACCUUACUACUGACAAACCAAGGAACAUUUCCAGUAUGCAUCCUUUUCGUAUGUGCCCCGAAACCCCUCUGGAACAGCCUCGCUGUGCUUUAGAGAAUUGUUUUGUGUGUGUAUGUUCGGUUUCAGACACAAAGAAAGGAGAGUUAUGCCUUUUCCGUAGAAGAACCUAGCUGUGCUGUCAGUCAGUGGGAGUGGGGCUGUAGACUGUCAAAGAGAAGCUCUCAGCAUGACGGAUAUUCUUCACUAUUUAUCACUAUGCUUAUGAAGGAGCUAUGGCAUCAUGUGGGGUAAUCCAUCUGGGCUUUUGUGUUGCAGCUCAUUCUAAUGAUCCACUACCCUGAAUAAUGAAGGACAGAUGUGAGGUCAAAGCCAAGUGUUCUUUAGGUCCUCUUUCGAUUAUUUAACUGUCCUGAGGAGACAGGACUGACCAUAAAUCUUGAAAUCCUUGUUAAGCUAAAGCUCGUCCGCUAUGAAGCUGACCAAAAGUCCCAAAUAAGAAACGUGCAAUGGCGUCACACACAGAGGUCAAAGGUAGUCUGUGUGAUCAGUGUUCUUCUAUGCUGCCAUAGAAUUAUUUAUUAAAAUGAAUCUAUUUUUGCCAUGUUUACAAAUUCAGUUGAUGGGUCCAUCUCAGUAAUGACUUUCCCCAAGAAACAGCGUUGCUGCUUAUCCGCUGGGGAAAGAACUGGGAGCCUUUACCUAUAGAAAUGUUUAUCAGAAUAACGCUUAAAACUUCCUUUCCAUGGCCCUGUUUUGUGCUAAUGUAAUUCGAAACCUCUGAAUCAGAGAGUGACCCCGUGUAUGAAGUCAAAAGUAGCACCUCUUUCAAAUGUUUUUUGUCACAAGUGCCCUGGAUCAAACAAUCAUUGGAGUCGACGAGAGGGAGGUCAGAUUUUUGUCGUUGCACUUUUCCGAGCUCACCCAUGUCGACAUUACUCUGAGGGACCAGGACAAGAUGUUCCCCCCAACGGUUUUCCUUUGUCACGUUUAUCGUCUUUGACCAAAAGCAGGGUUGUAACCAGCGGUCAGCUGAAAACCUCCGCCUGAUCCCAGAGUUAAUAUUGUGUUAUAACCAGCAACGACAGGGACUACCUCUGAGUCCUGUAGCCGUAUUUUAUCGUCAGUAAGACAAUGGAACGAUCAACUGUGUAACCGACUGUAGGUUUUCCAGUGUCUUGCCUCAUACCAAUGUUUACACUUGAAUGUAACCUGAUCAGAACUGCUGAAAUAGUUUUAGCCAAAACAACUUUAAAAGAGAUGAAUAACUGCAUUUUGUGCUUCAAUUUUAUUACAUUUAGUUUGAGCAUUUUGUGACUUUUUCCUGUUUCCUUUGUUUAAAGGUUUUGUAUGACCGUUUUUCCCCUUUUUGUCCUAUAAGUUAAAUGAUGACUUCUUUGUCUCAUUUCCAAUAAAAAGCAUGAUAACAAU